CCCACAGCAGUUCUCCCGAAUUCACCCUCACCGCCAGCAUUAGAUAGAUUCUGGAUUUUCAGCCUCUGUUCAACAAGAAGCGAUCAAACAAUAAUCACACUCAUCUCUUUUACCGUGGAACUCGUUGUGUUUUGUUGUGUGGCACACCAAAUUCAUUACUCUUCUAGUGAUGAAGGCUCUCACCAGUUCUUGUUCUAAGGCCGUCGUCGAUACUCUAGGAUCUUUGCCUCCCAGAGUUGCCAUUCAUGUUUCUGAUAGACCCGAAUUCUUCCUCUCUACGCGUCCAAGGAAAGAAAAGAAGGGUUGCAACUUAUGGCUCCUCAAAGUUGUUCCCAUCAAGGGCGUUUUUCCAGUUCAUGCAGUUCCAUCGAAAGACCAGGUGGACUUGGAAACUGCAGAACCGGAAGCUCAAAACAAUGAACAAACAAAUGAAUCGAAGUUUGUUCGUGUAGCAUUUGAGUUACAAAAGGAUUGUGACUUCGGAGAACAGUUUCUUAUAGUUGGAGAUGAUCCUACGCUUGGUUCAUGGGACCCUUUAGAAGCAUUGCCGAUGACAUGGUCUGAAGGACAUGUAUGGACUGCUGAGCAGGAUAUGCCUGUUGGAAAGUCAAUCCAGUUCAAGUUCAUAUUGAAAGGAAAAGAAGGUGAUAUUAUUUGGCAGCCAGGACCAGAUAGAGUCAUCAACACUUGGGAAACCGUGAAUACAAUAACUGUUUGUGAAGAUUGGGAGAAUGCAGAACUUCAGAAAAUAACAGAGGAAGAUCAGCUUGCUGAACCGGAUAAGGAACCCCAGAUUGACUCUGAAGUGUCUGCUUCUGCUGAAAUUUUGGAUCUGGAUUCCAAUGCAUCUGAAAUAACGGCUGUUGAGAUACCACUUACUGCACCAGUCACUGAUAAUGGUAUUGUUGCAGAAAAUAUAAUUUCCCAUGAGGAUCUCAUCAAGAAUACUAGCAGUAAAUGGAAUGAAAAGAUUGAGCCGAGUGAAGAAUCAGCUGAUAUUGCAGGAAAUGAUGAUAUAGUUCUUGAUCUUGGAAACAAUGGAAGUGCUGCAUCACUCGAGAAUGAGGAAGAGACAAUUGUGGAAAGCAGCUUAUUAUUUGAUUUUGAAAGCGUUCCUGUUCUUGUACCUGGUUUAACAAUACCAUCAAUUGAGCCAACAAAUGAGGCAAGCCAAGGUGAAAAAGUUCAAGAAAAGACUACCAAGGACAUUUCAAUUGAAGCUUCUGAAACUGAUCAGGAUCAGAAUCCACCCAAGUUGAGUAAGGAGCAAGAUGGCACUCCCCAGGAAAUAAAAGCGACAAUCAAUAAUUUGUCCCCAGAUACAGAAGACAAUUCAAACUAUGAACCAGAAGAUGGCACUCUCUUGCAAAAUCAAAUAAAAAGGGGCCAUGAAAGCGUAAUGAAGUUUCUUUCACUACUAGGAUUACGUGGAGGGUCAAACUUUAUGGAACCACUGGAAUAAACUUCAUCGAAGUUGAUCAUUUUUCUGAUCCAUUUGAACAAAUUUUACAGUGUUGUCACCUAGAUUGUAUAAUUCUUUCAAUUUUGACUACUUCUGUGAUCUGUGUAGCUGGUAUUAGUUUCAUGAUAGGUAGCUUUGUGGUUAUGAAUGGCAUAGUGAUAGUAAUUGAUAUAGUGUAUCCUCUUGUAAUAAGUACUGUGAAACACUUCUAUAUUUUUCCUAAUUCUUAUGCUUUAAAAUUUUGGAAAAUGUAAA
Messenger RNA from Vigna radiata var. radiata (mung bean), 1717 nucleotides. RefSeq lists its product as uncharacterized. NCBI's taxonomy places the organism in Eukaryota, Viridiplantae, Streptophyta, Magnoliopsida, Fabales, Fabaceae. Gene Ontology annotation, cellular component: membrane. Gene Ontology annotation, molecular function: starch binding. The record is from RefSeq and is a predicted model, not a curated record. The coding region runs from base 170 to 1462 and encodes 430 amino acids. The transcript has 5 exons.